This is a messenger RNA of Cicer arietinum (chickpea), 806 nucleotides long. RefSeq names its product protein LlR18B-like. Gene Ontology annotation, molecular function: protein phosphatase inhibitor activity; abscisic acid binding; signaling receptor activity. Gene Ontology annotation, biological process: abscisic acid-activated signaling pathway. The record is from RefSeq and is a predicted model, not a curated record. Gene Ontology annotation, cellular component: nucleus; cytoplasm. Lineage: Eukaryota; Viridiplantae; Streptophyta; Magnoliopsida; Fabales; Fabaceae.
GCAUGUUGACAAUUUUGACCUAAUCCAACCUGUACACUCCAUCUUUGUCUAUCUAUAUAAUUAUAAAUAAAUAAAUAUGGGAUACCUCUCUUACUCUUACUCAUACUCAUUCUCCAUUAAUCAUCAUCAUCAUCCUCACUCAAAUCAUGGCCUUUGUUCAUAGUUUCCAGGUGGAACGCCUAACUUUUGUCCCUCUGGAUAAACUCUUCAGAGAUAUUAAAAGAAAUGCUUUUCAUGUCAUCCCAAAACUGGAUCAAAUCAUCUUGAGAGUUCAAACCCUUCAAGGAGAUGGAGGCCCUGGUACCCUCCUCAACAUAAUUAAGAAACCUCAAGAGGGUAUAAUCUCGAAGAAUGUGGUGCUCAAAGUUGAUGAAAUUGACGAGGCUGAGAAGAAAUAUGGAUACAGCGUAGUUGGUGGGACAGAUUUCGACGAAACCAUGACGGAGAGGAUUUCAUACAAAAUAAAGUUGGAGGAGAAUGAUGAUUGUGAUGGCUGCAUCGCAAAUAUCUCAGUCGAAUUCCACGGCAGAGAGCGUAGAAAUAUGUCUGAUGAACAAAUUGAUGAGCAAACAAAUGUCCAGGGCUUUUACCUCUUCGAUCACAUUAUUAAUCUCACUGAAGAAUGAAGAAUGCUGAUUAUUAACUCACAAUUACAAACUUCUUUGUGUGCUUUUGUUUCUUUAAUGCAAAUAAUCAUACAGAUGUAACACGUUCAUACUGUCCAACAGUAAAACUUGUCUGUGGUUUCUUUUAUUCAUAUAUGCAAUAAAUAUUAUAUAUAUUCGCUCUUAAAGAUUAAUUUGUUA